AAUAAGAUUUGUGCGUGGGUGUUGGCUAUCAGAAACAACAUGGCCUCCAGUGAAGAAGUUAGAAGCCCCGUAGCUACUCAAAUACUUGACGGGAAAUCUAUUGCAGCUGAUGUGAGGAAGCAAGUGGCGGCAGAGAUAGCUCGGAUAAAGGGAACACACCCCAACUUUCAACCAAAACUAGUUAUUAUACAAGUUGGUGAUAGAAAGGAUUCCAAUGUUUACAUACGAAUGAAGACAAAGGCUGCCGAAGAGGUGGGUGUGGUUUUUCAACAUAUCAAGCUCCCUCGGUUGACGACAGAGGACCAGUUAUUAAGUGUUAUUAACGAUUGUAACAAUGACGAGGACAUUCAUGCUGUGCUGUUGCAGCUACCACUAGAGUCUGAUCACAAUAUUGAUGCUGAAUGGUGUACUGAUGCCAUUAGUAUUGAUAAAGACGUUGAUGGACUGACUGUAUUUAAUGCAGGCCGACUCUCACGUGGUGAUAUUAACAAUUGUACCAUACCUUGCACACCAUUGGGAUCAUUGGAACUUAUAAAAAGGACUGGAGCUAGUAUUGAGGGAAAGAAUGCUGUCAUUAUUGGUCGUAGCAAAAUUGUGGGUACCCCAAUGAGCCAGCUAUUAAUAUGGAACAAUGCAACUGUCACAGUAUGUCACACAAAGACUAAUGACUUACCCUCAAUAGUGAGAGAAGCAGAUAUUGUCGUCGUUGCUGCAAGACAGCCUAAACUGGUGAAGGAAAGUUGGAUUAAACCAGGUGCUAUAGUUAUUGAUGUUGGAAUCAACUCAGUCCCUGAUUCUUCUAAGAAGUCUGGUUUUUCAUUGAUCGGUGAUGUCGAUUAUCCCGAAGUCCUUGGCAAGGCCGGGUGGAUUACACCAGUCCCUGGUGGAGUUGGGCCCAUGACAGUUGCUAUGCUAAUGAAGAACACACUGCAAUGUGCACAAAACAUACUUGAAAAGGAUUCUGCUGGUACUGGUUGGUCCUUGCGGUUGCUGCCUCUGGCUUUACAGGACCCAGUUCCAUCAGAUAUUGAUGUUGCCCGGUCCCAGACUCCUAAACCUGUCACUGAGCUAGCUAAAGAAAUUGGGCUAAGGAUUGAUGAGCUAGAGCCAUAUGGUAGGGAUAAAGCAAAGGUCUCGUUGAAAGUCUUGGAUAGGCUAGUGGACAAACCUGAUGGCAAGUAUAUUGUUGUAGCUGGCGUGACUCCAACUCCUCUUGGAGAAGGAAAGAGCACAACCACCAUUGGGCUGUCUCAAGCAUUAGGAGCUCAUUUAGGUCAGAACGUGUUUGCUUGUGUGAGGCAGCCAAGUCAAGGCCCCACGUUUGGUAUAAAGGGAGGGGCAGCAGGCGGAGGGUAUUCACAAGUAAUACCAAUGGAGGAGUUCAACCUUCACUUGACUGGGGAUAUUCAUGCCAUUACAGCUGCUAACAAUCUAUUUGCUGCUGCUAUUGAUGCCCGUAUCUUCCAUGAGAAAACUCAAAGCGAUAAAGCACUUUAUGGGCGUCUGGUUCCAAAGGUCAAAGGUCAGAGAGUUUUCUCACCUAUACAGGUGAGACGUCUCGAGAAACUGGGCAUUGCUGAGCGAGACCCAGACAAACUGACUCCGGAUGAGAUUAAGAGAUUCAGUCGUCUUGAUAUUGAUAUUUCAACAAUCACUUGGAAUCGUGUUAUCGAUACUAAUGAUAGAUAUCUUAGGAAAAUUACAAUCGGUCAAUCGACCACUGAGAAAGGAUACACAAGAGAGACUCAAUUUGACAUAUCGGUUGCUAGUGAACUGAUGGCUAUACUGGCACUCACCACUGACCUCUCAGAUAUGAAAGAAAGACUCGGGCGUAUUGUGGUAGCCAGUAGCCUCACCGGUCAACCAGUGACAGCUGAUGAUAUAGGGGUCACUGGAGCACUGGCCGUACUACUUAAAGAUGCCAUUAAACCAAACUUGAUGCAAACUUUAGAAGGUACUCCAGUUUUUGUCCAUGCUGGCCCAUUUGCCAACAUUGCCCAUGGGAAUUCAUCUAUUUUGGCUGACAAAGUGAGUCUCAAAUUAGUUGGAAAGGACGGAUAUGUAGUAACCGAGGCUGGGUUUGGAGCUGACAUUGGAAUGGAGAAAUUCUUUGACAUCAAAUGCAGAGCAAGCAAAUUACAGCCCAACUGUGUAGUAUUGGUUGCAUCAGUAAGAGCUCUUAAAAUGCACGGAGGAGGUCCAAACGUGACCAGUGGUCAGCCGUUAGACCAAGCAUACUAUGAAGAGAAUCUCCCCCUCCUUGAAAAGGGUUUUUCAAACCUUCAAAAGCACAUUGAGAAUGCUUGCUCUUUCGGAGUACCAGUUGUAGUUGGCAUCAACACGUUUUCCUCUGAUACCCCUAAAGAACUGGAGCUAGUUCAAAGGCUCUCGAGAGAAGCAGGUGCUUUUGAUGCCCUCAUCUGCUCACACUGGGCAACUGGAGGUAAAGGAGCUAAAGAACUAGGAGCUGCUGUCAUGAGAGCCUGUACCACAGCUGAGAAUAACUUCCAUUUCCUUUAUCCUCUUGACAUCCCACUGAAGGAUAAAAUUAGAUCAAUUGCUGUCAAUAUAUAUGGAGCAAGUGAUGUUGAGUAUACUUCUGAGGCUGAGGAGCGCCUUGGACGUUAUGAGUCACAGGGAUUCGGUCACUUGCCUAUAUGCAUGGCUAAGACUCAUUUGUCAUUGUCACAUGAUCCCACUCGCAAGGGACGGCCGACAGAUUUCGUACUUCCGAUUCGUGACGUGCGUGCAAGUGUUGGGGCUGGUUUUGUGUACCCACUAGUAGGCACUAUUAGUACAAUGCCAGGACUACCAACACGCCCGUGCUUCUUUGAUAUAGACCUCAAUCCAAGAGAUGAAAGGAUCAGUGGAUUAUUCUAAUUAUUAUAUUAACUAAUGAUAUUUCACAUUAUUAUUAUUAUUAUUAUUAUUAUUAUUAAAUAAAUAUAAUUAUAUUUGCUGAAGGAAUGUGCACCUCACUGCUUGUUAAUUGCUUUUCAAAAGGCCUUGUUGAUCCA
Molecule: messenger RNA, 3017 nt
Organism: Amphimedon queenslandica
Lineage: Eukaryota; Metazoa; Porifera; Demospongiae; Haplosclerida; Niphatidae
Product: C-1-tetrahydrofolate synthase, cytoplasmic
Exons: 17
Coding region: 40-2880 (946 amino acids)
Biological process (GO): tetrahydrofolate interconversion
Cellular component (GO): cytosol
Molecular function (GO): ATP binding; methenyltetrahydrofolate cyclohydrolase activity; formate-tetrahydrofolate ligase activity
Source: RefSeq, a predicted model, not a curated record